Messenger RNA from Knipowitschia caucasica, 342 nucleotides. The record is from the annotation of a GenBank genome assembly. NCBI's taxonomy places the organism in Eukaryota, Metazoa, Chordata, Actinopteri, Gobiiformes, Gobiidae.
AUGGCCAUGGAGCAGGGAAGAGUGACGGAAUUCGAAGGAAAGAGCCUCGACCAGAUACAAAUUGAGCCUGAAGGGAGAGCAGUAGAGAUCCUCUCACAAACGGACGGGCUAAAAGAAACUUCAAGCGGAGAACCUUCAACCAUUCAUCCAGAUGCACCCCAUGGUAGUGGCAGUGCCCCUUCUGAACGUCAUGCUUCAUACAGUUUUCUCGGGGUCUUCUUCUUCUUCCCCUCUUUGGUUUUUUGCCCCUCCAGAGACCCGCUGCUUUCAUUCCACAUCCGCAGCUCGGCUCUGAUCAAGUUGGAGCGGAGCUGCCUGUGUGGAGCCGAUGUUCAGCGGUGA